This is a messenger RNA of Kwoniella mangroviensis CBS 8507, 1851 nucleotides long. RefSeq lists its product as uncharacterized. Gene Ontology annotation, molecular function: metallocarboxypeptidase activity. NCBI's taxonomy places the organism in Eukaryota, Fungi, Basidiomycota, Tremellomycetes, Tremellales, Cryptococcaceae. The coding region runs from base 1 to 1851 and encodes 616 amino acids. The transcript is spliced from 12 exons. Gene Ontology annotation, cellular component: fungal-type vacuole lumen. The record is from RefSeq and is a predicted model, not a curated record.
AUGAGUCCAAUGAACGAGAAGACCGUCCUACCGUCCUCGACUGCUCCAGCAGGAUCAGUCUCGAAACCCAACUGGGUUUCAAGGAACCGCAAAUUUUUCGCCGUCCUUUUGGGUCUGUUCCUACUCCUCCAACACUUUGUGAUCUCGCCUUACUUGCUUGAUCUAUGGGAUGAGUCAUCAGCUUCAACUGGUCACAGGAAGUCUACCUGCGAACAAGCCGAACCAAUUUACCCGAAGAGCUUCAACGUCUCUUCGCUCAUAGAGGGCAAGAAGGAUCAACUUGUCAACUGGCUCAGUGGUGCUGUCAAGAUCCCUACAGAGAGCUUCGAUGAUAUGGGUGAGAUCGGAGUGGAUAAACGGUGGGAUAUCUUCUAUCGAUUUGCCGACUACCUUGAAACGUCGUAUCCUCUGGUACAUCAGCAUUUGAAACGGACCCGAGUAGCUACGCAUGCCCUCGUGUUUGAGUGGGAAGGCUCGGAUCCAUCUCUUAAGCCUUUGCUUCUGACUGGACAUCAAGACGUUGUACCUGUACUCCCUGCAACCAAAGGACUAUGGACCCAUGAUCCCUUCGGGGGAGAGUACGACGGUGAAAAGAUUUGGGGAAGAGGUUCAAGCGAUGAUAAAUCAGGCAUAAUUGGUGUAUUAUCUGCCGUUGAGAUCUUGCUUGAAUCAGGCCAAUUUUCCCCUACUAGGACUGUCAUUCUAGCAUUGGGGAGUGAUGAGGAAACAGGUGGCAAGGUGGGAGCGUAUCAUCUAAAUGAAUGGAUCGAGGAUAAAUACGGCAAAGACUCAAUCGCUAUGUUGAUUGACGAGGGAAGUGGCCUGGAGGAGAUCUGGGGUCAGCUAUUUGCCACACCUGCAGUGGGUGAAAAGGGGUAUAUGGAUCUCGAGCUUCGAGUAGAGACUUUGGGUGGACAUAGUUCCGUUCCUCCCCCUCAUACCGGUAUCGGAUAUAUCUCUCUACUUAUCGCUGCCCUAGAAAGACACCCUCAUAAGCCACUUCUCAACGUUGAUUCCCCACUGGUCGGCUUGGUAUCCUGUGGAGCAGACUCGGCACCUAACUUCCCUAGUCAUCUUAGAAAGGCCAUCCACCGAGUUGAAGAUUCUCUUGCUUCCAAGCACGGAAAGGUAGAUGAAAAAGCUCUGAAGGAGAUAGAAGACUGGUGGGUGGAAGGCAGCUACAAAGAUGGCACUUUGCCCAAAGGUAUGGGUAGUGCUAUGGUCGGUACUACACAGGCGGUGGACAUCAUCAAUGGAGGACUAAAAGUCAAUGCAUUGCCUGAAAAUGUGGUUGCUAUCGUAAACCAUCGAAUUAGUCUUGCGUCCUCAGUCGCCGAGCUCCAACAACAACUCAUUGACGUUAUUGGUCCUGUGGCCGAUAAGCUCAAUCUCGAUGUCGUAGCCUUCGGCAAAAAUAUACAACCUCAUGGAUGUCGUAUGGAUGAAGUACAUAAAGGCCCGAAAGCCGGAAAAGUCUUCUUGAAUGUCGCUUUCAAUUCAUCUCUCGAUCCUGCCCCUGUAUCACCUUUCACCAUUGAUAGCCCAGCAUGGAAGCUCCUUGCGGGAACAGUUCGAGGUGUUUAUGCCACUCGACCAGAGGCUCAAUUGAGCAAAGAAGAGGCAGACAAAUCUCUGAUCAUGGCACCAUCCAUUUCCACUGGAAACACCGAUACCAAACGAUACUGGAAUUUGACUCGAAAUAUCUAUCGGUUCGGAUAUCUGGAAUCCAAGGACGACCAUCACAACAAUAUUCAUACUGUGGACGAGUACCUGGCUGCGGACAGCUUAGUUGAGCUAGUCAGGUGGUUUAUGAACUUCAUUGUGAACGUGGAUGAAAGUAGAGAAAUCUAG